Messenger RNA from Penicillium bovifimosum, 1515 nucleotides. Its product is annotated as putative UBX domain protein. The transcript is spliced from 2 exons. NCBI's taxonomy places the organism in Eukaryota, Fungi, Ascomycota, Eurotiomycetes, Eurotiales, Aspergillaceae. The record is from RefSeq and is a predicted model, not a curated record. The coding region runs from base 1 to 1515 and encodes 504 amino acids. Gene Ontology annotation, molecular function: protein binding.
AUGAGUGCCCAUGUCGUGGUGAUCGAUGCGACAGCCAGGCGGGCAACAAUCAAGACUACCCCCUCCAAACAUUUGACCGAUAUCCUACAGGAAGCAUGCUCGAAGCUUGGAUAUAAUGCUAGUCAAUACUCCCUGAAACAUAACCGUAAACAGCUCGACCUUUCUCUUUCCUUCCGCUUGUCUGGUCUCAGUUCUGGCGCCAAGCUCGAGCUUGUUCAACUUUCCCGCUCUCCAUCGGUUGUCACUGUUGGCUUGCAACUGCCCGAAUCCGAGGCUCGUGGUGCUCCAAACGGCCGCAUACUCGACAAGUUCCCAAGUACAACCACCCUCUGGUUAGUACUACGGAAAUUCGAAGCGGGAGUUGCGGGGAGUGGUCCGGCACGGAACUUCACAUCACGCGCAGUGCCCUCAGCCGACGGAGAUGUCGCCGGCCGACUGUACUAUGAGACUCCUGUGCUCCAGAUCAUGGAACGUGAAAUAUCGAGCUUCACAGAUCUACAAAAGACCCUAGCCCAGCUAGGCUUCAACAGUGGCAGCGUGCUUAUUCGUCUUAGUUUCCGACGAACAGAAGAGCCUAUUGAAGAAGCCAUGGCUAAAAUUGGCGAGUUCUUCAAGUCUUCGGAGGACGAGACUCCCUCAGCGCAGGCUCCAAACGCAGCACCUGCAGCGACACCCGCUGCUAGCGCAAUUGAGGAGCCCGUCCCAGUUCCGCAGUCAUCCAGCGCAUUGCAGCCUGGAUCCUCAAACGUUUCCGCGGCCGCGGACGAGGCUGCUCCUCCCCUACCUGUCCCCGAAUCGGCGGCUCCUACAAUCGAUCCCGGCCGGCAUAUUACUGUCUUCUCUCCUCCAUCGGAAGACACUCCAUCGUCAGCAAGAAUAGCCUAUAAUGAGAGUGACUACAUACCCACUAUCGAGCACGCAAAGCUGCACCAGCGAUUACUCAAUGAAUCCUCUCGUCCCAAGCGACUGCCAACGGAUGCCGAAAUCGCCGCCAAAGCAGAGGCAGAAGCGGCGAGGAAGGCAGCGAUACAUGAGGUCGAUGUGAAAAUCCGUUUUCCAGAUCAAAGCCAAGUGGUGGCCAAAUUUGGCCCAUCAGACACAGGACAGUCGUUGUAUGACUUUGUGCGCGGGUGUCUUGCUCCGCCGUUCGCCAGUGAAAAGUUCAACAUUACUGUCCACGGUGUGUCUCGUUCCCAACAUCCGAGCAUUAUACCUGUCUCGGAUAAGAAGCGUCUGAUCAAAGACCUCGGGCUCGCUGGACGUGUACUUGUCAAUUUCUCUUGGGCAGAUACUGCUGCCUCCUUUGUUCAUGAACGCCGUGCAGAAACUCUACGCCCCGAGCUGCGAAGCCAGGCUCAACAGCUCAAGGUGGAGCAAUUACCGGAGCUGAGGGACGAAGAAGACGUGUCGGGUCCUUCACAGCAAGGUCCAAGUAAAGCCCAAGGCGAUAAGCCCAGCGGGGCACGCAAGCCCGGCUCUAUGCCCAAGUGGCUGAAGCUACCAGGCAAGAAAUGA